Colletotrichum orchidophilum is the source of this 1908-nucleotide messenger RNA. RefSeq lists its product as uncharacterized. NCBI's taxonomy places the organism in Eukaryota, Fungi, Ascomycota, Sordariomycetes, Glomerellales, Glomerellaceae. The coding region runs from base 1 to 1908 and encodes 635 amino acids. The record is from RefSeq and is a predicted model, not a curated record. The transcript has a single exon.
AUGGACUUCCUCCGUUCUCACAGUCGCAAGGGAAGGUCGCGUUUCUCAAAAGCCCUGCCCACCCCUCCGUCUCCAAAGGCCGAACCCAUUCCCAAGUCUAAGCAGCUACCUUCGAUACCUUCCGUUCCACCCGUCCCUUCCAAGAAGGCCUUCGCCAUGUCAGACAAACCGCUUCCACCGCCGCAACCCCUCAACCAGUCUCUCCCUCCCCUCCCUCCCCUCGAGACGAAAGCGCUACCCCCAGUACAUAUACCUCGCCGCCCAGUUGCAAAGCAACCAUCGCCGCCAUCCGCUUCGGCGAACCAGCAGCAGCAACAGCAGCAGUCAUAUUCUCCCCAGGACGAAAGAAACUCGAUCGGUAGUCUGCUUUCAGCGUAUUCAAGAAGCUCAGGGGAAUCGCUCAUGUCGCCGGAUGGAAGCGCAAGUCAGAGAGACUCGACUCAGGCCUAUGCCUCUGAACAGUAUGGAACAAGGGAAAACAAGAUCUUGACGCCAACCUCGUUGUCAUCUGGUGACAAUGACCACUAUGGCGCACAAAAGUUCACACCCAACAAGGGCCUGCCACCUCAUCCGGCCUACUACAACAAGCAGGCCGGGUCCGGUCCGAUCAAUUCGGCACCUGCGCCGACUGCUGGCAGCCCGACAAGCGCUGAAUCAACCGCAUCGCCUCAGCAACAACAGAGACCACUAUGGAGGAGGAGAUCUGUAAAAUCUGAUCGUAAUAUAGAGGUUCCAGAUUUACAUCUGACAGCCAGCCACGGGUCGACUGCUGCUUCUCAACCAAACACCGCGCAAACUUCAUACUCGGCAACCCCUCCCCCGGCCCAGCAGCAACAAUUUCCCCCUCGCAGCACAUCAAACCUUCCUGGACGAAAUAUUCGUCCUGUUCCCGCUCAAAGUCAAACAGCCCAAACGAACAACAUGGGUCAGGAAGUGUCACGUUUGAAGGAGAAAAUCCAUCACUUGCGCGAUGGCCAGGAUGGCGCAAACAUGGUAGCCUCUCACAGCGACACGGCGCUUUCGCCAACCCAACGCCUACCGACUCCCGAUUAUGCCAAGGAGGACGUUAAGACACCGGUUGUCGAAACCAUUGUAUCGCCCGUCUCACCCGCUUCAUCUCCCGAGCCUGGGCGCGAUCAAGCGAAUGAAUCCAAGCCUUCCAUUCCUCGAAAGGCGGUCACAGAACAGAACUUACACAAUGCCCAAAGCCUGCCCCAAAUGCGCGUGGAUGGACCUGUCACCAGCAACGACGCUCCUCCCACAAUCACGAGAGACUUCGCAGUCAAUCCCGUCAAUCCCGAUCCUCGGAACCAGCUCCCGCCUCGGGCCGCAUCCAUCAAGCAACGACAACAACAGCAGCAGCAGCGGGAGUAUGUGCCCUAUGCGCCGGCACCCGGAUUCGCGCAGGGAGACACGCGACCUGCCUCGAGAGAUCAGCGUCCCAACCAGGAACCCGUCGAGUACCGCGAGCUCAAGGUCAAGGACCUGCCGCCUGCCGACCCUCGCGCGUCGUUCUUUCCCAUGCAGGGUUCCGAGCCUCCCAGCCCCGGCAUGAUUUACAAGGCUCUGCCCUUGAAGGAGAGCAUGCUCGACUGCUAUGUCAAGCACCGCACCAUGGACCGCACGCGCAACCGGAACUACGCCCUCACCUGCCAGACUUGCGGUAAGGCCGAUACUGAGGAUCGUUACAAGUGCCAGUUCUGUUACGUGCGUAUGUGCGGCUCCUGUCUUCAAAUCUUCAACAGCAACCAGAGAGAUCUCCGGAAGCUCAUGGCUCACCUGGAGGGCAACCCACAGAGCGGCGGCUCUCGAGAACGCCCUGCUACGGCUGCCGGCAUUGAGGCCCCCCAGAAAGAGGAGCAGCGCACAGAUGAACAACAACAGUAUCACCAAUCAGUUGCGGCCUGA